Myotis brandtii (Brandt's bat) is the source of this 3363-nucleotide messenger RNA. It is a transcript of the gene VNN2, whose product is annotated as vanin 2. Gene Ontology annotation, molecular function: hydrolase activity, acting on carbon-nitrogen (but not peptide) bonds, in linear amides. The record is from RefSeq and is a predicted model, not a curated record. NCBI's taxonomy places the organism in Eukaryota, Metazoa, Chordata, Mammalia, Chiroptera, Vespertilionidae. Bases 1639 to 3192 code for a protein of 517 amino acids. The transcript has 10 exons.
CAGAAGAAAGGGCUUUAGCUAUUUAGCUGUACAAACAUAUUUAUUGAAUGCCUUUUCUGAACCGAUCCUGUGAUAAUGUGCUAGAGAUUUCACCGUGAUCAAGAUAAACACAGUCUCUGCCCAUAUCCAACUUAUAUUUUAGAGGAAGAUAAUAGAUAAAUACCAGAAUCUCUAUUUUACAGAGAGGCUAGGAAGGAAAACAACAUGGUGAUGUGAGAGAGUGACUGAUGGGUUGAUUGGGUGUGGGGUCCUAAUUUAGACAAGGCUUCUCUGUGGAGGUGGGGCUUUUGAACUGAGAAUGAGAGGAAAGCAGACCGCAGCAUGUGCAAAGGGGCUGGAGGUGGUCAGAGAUGAGACCGCGGCCUGCACACCUGAAGUCUAGUAAAGAGAGGAGGUUGGAGAAGUGUGGAGGGGCCAGCUUUUAGGUGGGGAUGCUAGAUCUGAUGCAUAUUUCAGGAAGGCUAUUGUCUGGGCAUGUGGAUGUGAGCGGGAUGUGAUUUAGCAGAGUUGGAGGGAGAUCUUUGGAAGCUUUGAGAGAAAUUUUAAUGAUUUGGAUCAGGGAUGUGGUGGUAGAAAGGGAGAGGAAAGGGCAUGUUUGGAAGUGGAACCAACAACAUCUGCUGAUGUGGAGGGAAAGGGAAGAGGAAUUUAGGAUGACCCCAGGUUUUGGCAGGAGGGUGAAGGAAGAAUAGUAGCAAAACAGAUCCUGAAGGGUCAAAUUAAACCAUAAUGUGAUGCCCUUUCACACCACCAAAACGAACAGAAAAAAAAAAAUGUAAAGGAUGACAAAACCAAGAUUGGGGAUGAUGGAGAGCGACUUGAAGUACAACAGUUUUGGAAUACUUUUUGACAUUAAUUGCCCAAAUCGAAUAUCCACAAAUUCCAUGCACUCUUCAUUCUCCCUCUCCCCCAAAUUCCCUUCGCCAUGAGACCUCCAGAGGGUGGUCCAGUGCUCGGAGUACAUGGGGGGCGAGCGGUGGGGGGCGGGAGGGAUGUCACAGAUUCCCCCGUUUCCCAGAACGAACCCAGGAAGGAGUGUGACCCCGGCCCGCUGCAUUGUAUGGGGUGCAGAACAGGUGCAGUCCUCGGUCACCCUCGCCCAGCUUCAAUGCUUAAAUCGCCCUGGUCCCACUUCAAUGCUUUUCUUGGCAGAGCACAGGCUCUGGCAAGGUGGCCCCUCCUCCUCCCAGUGGCCCAGAAUAUGCGGAGCUCCUGCAGUUUCCGACGCUGCCGCGCGGGGCCGCUAUUGCAGCCGGCGAGCAGCCGGCAGCUUCCUGUGGGGCGGCGGCUGGGCUCCCACCUCCACCACCCGGCGUCCGGGCGCCCCCCAGGACCCAGGACCGACCGCCUAGUACCGUUACCAGCGCUAUUGACUGUUGAGAGUUCAAAGUCAACGCAAAGAUUCCAAGCUUUCUGGCCAGACGAGGACGUCCUUCAGGCUGAGGCAGGGCUCGAAGCGGCUCCGCACUAUCCUGAGUUCCUCGGUGUUUUUGUUGUAUCUCCACCUUGUGGUUGAUGGGCACCUGCCAUGUCCUGCUUGGCAAGAUCCAGGAGUUGAUCUCAGAGAUCCUUCAUGUAUCUUGGACUCUCAGACUAACCUUGGGAAAGAGAGAGCGCAGAAAUCUCUAGACCUUGGCCAUGAUCACUUCCUCCUUUCAAGCCUCUGUGGCAGUUCUUGCCCUGGUUACCCUGCAUGUCAGUGCCCUGGAUACAUUUAUAGCUGCCGUGUAUGAACAUGCUGUCCUAAGGCCAAAGGGCACAGAGACACCUGUUUCUCGGGAGGAUGCCUUGCUCCUUAUGAACAAGAAUAUAGAUGUUCUGGAGAAAGCGAUAAAGCAGGCAGCUGAGCAGGGUGCUCAAAUUAUCGUGACUCCAGAAGAUGCACUUUAUGGAUGGAAAUUUACCAGGGAAACCAUUUUCCCUUAUCUGGAGGAUAUCCCAGACCCUCAGGUGGACUGGAUUCCAUGUCAAGACCCCCAAAGAUUUGGUCACACACCCAUACAAACAAGACUCAGCUGCCUGGCCAAGAACAACUCUAUCUAUGUCUUGGCAAAUAUUGGGGACAAAAAGCGAUGUAAUUCUCAGGACUCCACAUGUCCUCCUAAUGGCUAUUAUCAGUACAAUACCAACGUGGUAUAUGAUGCAAAGGGACAAUUGGUGGCACGUUACCACAAGUACCACCUCUACUCUGAGCCUCAGUUUGAUGCCCCUGAAAAGCCGGAGCUGGUGACUUUCAACACCACCUUUGGAAGGUUUGGCAUUUUCACAUGCUUCGAUAUACUCUUCCACGAUCCUGCUGUGGCCCUGGUGAAAGACUUCCAUGUGGACACCAUUCUGUUUCCCACAGCGUGGAUGAAUGUUUUGCCCCUAUUGUCAGCUAUUGAAUUCCACUCAGCUUGGGCUAUGGGCAUGAGAGUUAAUCUUCUUGCGGCAAAUAUACACCAUGUGCAACAAAAUAUGACAGGCAGUGGUAUUUAUGCACCGCAUUCGCCCCAGGUAUACCAUUAUGAUAUGGAAACAGACUCAGGAAAGCUCCUUCUUUCAGAAGUGGAUUCGCGUCCCCGAACCUCUCCUGCCUACCCCACAGCCGUGGACUGGAGUGCCUAUGCCACAACCAUCAAACCAUUCCCAGUCCGGAAAAAUACUUUCAGUGGGUUUAUUUCCCGAGAUGCAUUCAACUUCACAGCACUUUUUCAAAAUGCAGGAAAUCUUACAGUCUGUCACAAAGAUCUCUGCUGUCAUUUAAGCUACAGAAUGUUAAGAAAAGAAGAGAAUGAAGUGUAUGUUCUAGGAGCUUUCACAGGACUUCACGGCCGAAGGAGAAGAGAGUACUGGCAGGUAUGCACCAUGCUGAAAUGCAAAACGACUAAUCUGACAACUUGUGGACAACCGGUAGAAACAGCUUUGACAAGAUUUGACAUAUUCUCCCUAAGUGGUACAUUCAGAACAGAGUAUGUUUUUCCUGAAGUGCUACUUACUAAAGUUCACCUGUCACCUGGAAAAUUUGAGGUACUAAAAGAUGGGCGUUUGAUAAACAAGAAUGGACCCUCUGAACCUAUUCUGACAGUGUCACUCUUUGGGAGAUGGUACACUAAGGACUCACAUUCCACCUCAGGAGGGAUCAGCAAUUUGGAAACAACUAACCUGCUAAUAGCCACUUUUUUAAUGAUCAUAGCUUUGCAAAUAUUAUGAUGGUAUAGAACAUCACUUUUUCACAUUUAUUUUUGCAGCAUAUAUUUUGCUAAAUGUGUUUAUCGGCUUUUCAAGUUUACUAAGAAACUUUGAAGGGCAAUCUCAAUGGUAUAGACCAGUGAUGGCGAACCUAUGACACGCGUGUCAGAGGUGACACGCAAACUCAUUUUU